UCAUGGCAUAAUAAUCCGCCGAAUUUGCAACAAAAGUUGAUGAGUCUCAUAAAGGUUAAGAUGAUGAAAAAAAUAAACCUUAAGAAGUGAAUCAAUAGAAUGAAGAGAAAAAUGAAGCAUAAAAGACAGAAAACAAAGUUCCUAGUUUGUUUGGAUCAAUGAUAAAUGGAUAAAAUUUAUUCAAUAACAAUUAAACAAAUCAAAUUUUUUAAGGAAGUUUAUUUGGAUCUACUUAACCUAAUACUGGAAUUUUUAGUUCUGGACCUUCAAUUUUAAACAAUGUUAAUGUAGAUCUCACAAAACCAGGACCAUCCUUAUUUGGUAUUAGUUACACAGCUCCAAAAUCUGAUGAUAGUGAUCCUGGAGAAGAUGAUGGUAUCAAUUAAACAACUAUUUUAUAGGAUAAGAUGAUUAAAAACCAGAAGAUGAUGAACCAAAAUAAAUAGUAAUGAAAUAUGAUUAUACUUCAAAUACAGAUUAAUUAGUAAAGGUAAUUUGUUUUUUAUAUAAUUUAAGGUUAAUGUUGAAAAGUUUAGAAAAAAUACAAAUGAUAUUUUGGAGAAGGGAUCUGUUGCAAUUGAAAAAACUAAAAAUGGAAAUUCUUACUAUCUUGUGUAUAGGUAUAUUAUUUAUCUAUUUGUUUAGAAAUGCAAUAUAAUAAUCAUUAUAUACAGGGUAAUUUAUCAAAGGAUUUUCAGAGAUUAAACCUUUGGGAUAGAAGGCAGAAAAUUUAAUUAUUAAAGCUAUCAGCAGAAAAGAUAAAUUGGAUAGUAAAUAGAAGGAAUAAGGUGAAAAUGAUGAAAAGAAUUCUAUAUCUGUUGAUACAUUAAAAGUAAUGUUCACAACAAAAGAAGGAUCAGAAGAGUUUAAAACAGAGUUUGCAAAAAUAUUUUAAUGAUA
This is a messenger RNA of Paramecium pentaurelia, 900 nucleotides long. The record is from the annotation of a GenBank genome assembly. NCBI's taxonomy places the organism in Eukaryota, Ciliophora, Oligohymenophorea, Peniculida, Parameciidae.